Molecule: messenger RNA, 2919 nt
Organism: Trichomycterus rosablanca
Lineage: Eukaryota; Metazoa; Chordata; Actinopteri; Siluriformes; Trichomycteridae
Gene: swap70b
Product: switching B cell complex subunit SWAP70b
Exons: 12
Coding region: 24-1787 (587 amino acids)
Cellular component (GO): nucleus; cytoplasm
Molecular function (GO): calcium ion binding
Source: RefSeq, a predicted model, not a curated record
GUCUGCUGCUGCUGCUGCUCGACAUGGCACUGAGGGACGAACUUUUAAAAGCGAUAUGGCACGCAUUCACCUCGCUGGAUGUGGACAAAAGUGGCAAAGUAUCCAAAUCUCAGUUAAAGGUGCUUUCCCACAGUCUUUGCACAGUAAUGAAAAUUCCUCAUGAUCCAGUGGCUUUGGAAGAGCACUUCAGAGAUGAUGAUGAGGGACCAGUUUCCAACCAGGGAUACAUGCCGUACUUGAACAAAUUUAUCCUGGAUAAGGUCCAGGACAACUUUGAUCGAGUGGAUUUUAACAGGAUGUGCUGGACUCUGUGUGCUAGAAAAAAUCUAAACAGAAACAACCUGCUCAUUUCUGAUGACGAUGCCUUUAAGAUCUGGUGCAUUUUCAACUUUCUGUCAGAGGACAGGUACCCCUUGAUCAUGGUCACAGAGGAGAUUGAGUACUUCCUGCGCAAGCUCACAGAAGCGAUGGGAGGUAGCUGGAUCGAAGAGAAGUUUGAGGACUACAAGUUGCAGCUAAGCAGCCAACAUCAGUGCUUGAGCGUGUGGGAGCUUAUCGAGCUGGUUGGCAUGGGCCACUUUAGCAAGGGCAUGGACCGACAGACCCUCUCAAUGGGCAUUAAUGAGGUCUUCCAGGAGCUCAUUCUGGAUGUACUAAAACAGGGUUAUAUGAUGAAAAAAGGCCACAAACGGAAAAACUGGACUGAGCGGUGGUUUGUGCUCCGGCCUAAUUCAAUCUCCUACUACGUAAGUGAAGAUCUGUUAGAGAAAAAAGGAGACAUACUGCUGGAUGGAAACUGCUGCGUUGAGUCAUUACCAGAUAAGGAGGGGAAGAAGUGCCUUUUCUUUGUCAAGUGCUUAGACAAAAGUUAUGAAAUCAGUGCCUCAGAUAAAAAGAAGAAGCAGGAAUGGAUACAAGGUAUUCAGACAUGUAUAUCUCUGCUGAAGAUUGGCCGUCCGGCUCCACAUCACGAAGCUCGGCACAAGCGGCGAGAGCUGCGGCAGAAACAACAAGCUGAACAAGAGCAGCUUGAGCUCAGGAUGAAAGAGCUCCAGACAGCCAACGAGAACAAGCAGAGCGAGCUCGAGGCUAUGAGGAAGAAACUGGAGGAGGCAGCAGCCACAGCAGCCGAGGAGGAGCGCAAGCGCCUUCAGACACACAGCGAGCUAGAGGACCUGUACAGAGCUGAAAUGGAGAAGGAGAAAAUGGUACGGUUGCAGAUGGAGGAGCAGGUGGCACAGAAGUCCAGUGAGCUAGAGCAGUAUUUACAGCGUGUUCGGGAGCUCGAGGAUAUGUACCAUCGCCUGGAGGAGGCACUCGAGGACGAGAGGCAGGCCAGGCAGGAUGAAGAGACUGUUCGCAAACUGCAGGCCAGAAUACUGGAGGAGGAGGCAGCAAAACGUGCGGAGCUGGAACAUAUCCACCUCAGGCAGCAGCAGGCGAUCUCUCAGACACAAGCUGAGAAAGAGGAGCUGGAAAAGGAGCGGCUGGAAAAGGAGAACGCGCUGCAGGCCGCCAUGCAGCAGCUUCAGAGACUGGAGACGGAGAGGCAGGGAGCACUGGAGCAGUAUGAGGAAGUAAUAAAGAAAUUGGAGGAUGCUGCCAACAAUACAAAAAGCUGGAAGGACAAGGUGGCUCAUCAUGAGGGACUCAUACGUCUUAUACAGCCUGGUUCAAAGGGUCCUCAGAAGAUCACUAACUGGGGUCCUGCAGCAUUCACAGAGACAGAGCUGAAUCUGAGAGAGAAGGACUGGCAGGAUAGAAAAAACAAGCCAGCUCAGACUUAGUGAGGCUGAAAUACUCCUAUUCUAUUGUUGAUGUAAUACUUCCCUGUACAUCUAACCACUACUGAAGUGAAUACACUGCCUCUGUGGGCUGGGUUCCACCCAAAUGGACCAGUGAUUUGUACACUCUAACUCCAGUCAUACUGUAACACUGCAGGGCAUUACACCACUUUUGUGAGUCUGUCUCAAAGGGUUUCAAAAAUAAUGACACUCUAAUGAAAAUGUCGGACACCUUUGGUUAAUAUAUUGUGCUUAGUCAACACAAUCUAUAAAAAUAAUAUAUAAAAAAGUCAACACAUUCCAUGCAGGGAACGGUUUUGCUCAUUUUAACGCACAAUGUCUAUAUACUAAUAUCAAAUGUCAUAACUUUUGUACAUGCCACAUGUUUUCUUUCCAAUGUUGAAGUCUGCUAUCAAACAAAAAUUGUGCAUUAAAAUGUGCAGACGUUUGUUUUCUUUAUGUUCAUAUGUAUUUUUAGAGUCAUUAGACUGUAUCAAGCACCAUAAACUUUAAGACUAUGAUGAUUAAUUUUUUUUUUUAUUUGCCAAAGUGAUGACAGACUUUUCACAAAAGACCAAAAGCAUUCAUGGUUUGUAGGGUGAAAAGUGAAACAUUUUUUACCAAGUAACAUAAAAUUAAACAUAAAAAUAUCUAACCUACAACCUUUUGUUUCUUAAAGUACAGUAGAACCUAAGCAAAAUACAUUCAAAUAAAACUAUUUGAACUAUUGGUGGAACUAUUUGUAAUUUUUUGUACAAUGACAUUUUAUAUAGUAUUAAUUUGUUUUACUACCAGAGAAGUUCAAUCAGCAUUUAUAUUCAUGUUGUCAGACUUUUUAGUCAUAAACAGUAUUGUGUUUGCACCAAACUAACAGUGCAAUGUUCGACCUAUUGUGUUUCUAAAAAUGUUAAAACUAACAGUAGAACAACUGUACAGCUAAUACUUUACGUUAUUUAUAUUUAUCUGCUUUAAAGGUACAACAAACAACAAUACAAAAGAAUUCUUACAAAUAUGUUCCUGAUGUUUUUUGUUUAAAUUCACAUGUAAGUACUUUUUACGGACAUUUUGAAUUAUUGUGGUUUUAAUGUUCGAUGUUCUGUUGGCUGUUAAAAUGUAUGUAAUUUUACUCUUAGCA